This is a messenger RNA of Marmota flaviventris (yellow-bellied marmot), 1796 nucleotides long. RefSeq names its product brain abundant membrane attached signal protein 1 (gene Basp1). The record is from RefSeq and is a predicted model, not a curated record. Lineage: Eukaryota; Metazoa; Chordata; Mammalia; Rodentia; Sciuridae. Gene Ontology annotation, cellular component: cytoplasm; nucleus. Gene Ontology annotation, molecular function: transcription cis-regulatory region binding; transcription corepressor activity. Gene Ontology annotation, biological process: negative regulation of DNA-templated transcription.
GCGGCGGCGGCGGCGGCAGUAGCGGCAGCGGCGACGGCGGCGGCGGCAGUGCUCCAACUCGCUCCUCGCUCCGGGCUCCGCCGUCGAGCCGGGAGAGAGCCUCCGCCAGCGGCCAGGCAUCCGGCCGGACCACACCAGCGACCCGGGCCCUUUGGUGGUACCGCGCUCACCCAGGGGCGGCACAGGCACCCAGAGCAGAGCUCCAAGAUGGGAGGCAAGCUCAGCAAGAAGAAGAAGGGCUACAAUGUGAAUGACGAGAAGGCCAAGGACAAAGACAAGAAGGCCGAAGGCACGGGCACCGAAGAGGAGGGGACCCCAAAGGAGAGCGAGCCCCAGGCGGCCGCCGACGCGGCAGAGGCCAAGGAGAGCCAGGAGGAGAAGCCCGACAAGGCGGCGGACGCCGAGGGCAAAGCAGAGGCGCAGGAAGGCGACAAGGCGGCGGCUGCAGCCAAGGAGGAGGCGCCCAAGGCUGAGCCCGAGAAGAGCGAGGGCGGCGCUGAGGAGCAGCCCGAGCCAGCGGCUGCGCCCGCGCAGGAGCCUGGGCCCGGGGCCGCGGAAGCGCCCAGCGCGGCCGAGGCGGGCGCGGCGGAGAGCUCAGCCAGCGCGCCCGGGGACGGCGCGGGCAAGGAGGAAGGGGAACCCAAAAAGACUGAGGCUCCCGCAGCUCCUGCCACCCAGGAAACGAAAAGUGACGGGGCCCCGGCCUCAGACUCAAAACCUAGCAGCGCCGAGGCGGCCGCCUGCCCCAAGGAGCCCCCUGCAGCCUCGGAAGCGCCUAGUAGUACCAAGGCUCCAGCGCCCGCAGCGCCCACCGACGAGCCCCAGCCUGGAGAGGCCCCAGCUGCCGAGCAGAGCGUGGCCGUGAAAGAGUAACCGGGACGCCUAGGGAAAUGCCACUUACAAACAGCCUCUCUCUCUCUCUUUCUCUCUCUCUCUCUCCCCCCCCCCCUUUCUCUGUCUCUCACACUGUCUCUCACUCUCUCUCUCCUAUACUAACUUGUUUCAAAUCGGAAGUAAGGAUAUGUAUUGCCCAAGGGGGGAAAAGGAUGCUGUCCCAUCGAGGGAGGGAGGGGGUGGGAGAAUCCAAAUAGUAUUUUUGUGGGGAAAUAUCUAAUAUACCUUCAGUCAACUUUACCAAUAAGUCCUGGAUUUUGAAGAUGAGCGUCUGAAAGUACAGUACAUGGUUCGUACGUGAACUGCUGCGCACGCACGCACGACUCCACCGCUAGGAGCCCAGUCUCUCCGCUUCUGCCUGGGAGUUGGGAGUGGGGCGUUUGAUGCUGCCCACAGGGCCUGUGCCAAGGCAAUCAGAUCUUUAGGAAAGCAGUAUUUUCUGUGUUUUCUUUUUAAUUUACAGCCUUUCUUAUUUUGAUAUUUUUUUAAUGUUGUGGAUGAAUGCCAACUUUCAGACGGAGCCCACUUAGCUUGUCCAUAUGUAUCUCGAUGCCAACCCUCCAUUCUUCCUCUCCAGAUAAUUUUGGGAGUAACAAACAUUCUCUCAUCGUACUUAGCCUACCUAGAUUUCUCAUGACGAGUUAAUGCAUGUCCGUGGUUGGGUGCACCUGUAGUUCUGUUUAUUGGUCAGUGGAAAUGAAAAAAAAAAAAAAAAAAAGUCUGCGUUCAUUGCAGUUCCAGUUUCUCUUCAUUCUGUGUCACAGACACCAACACACCACUCAUUGGAAAAUGGAAAAAAAAAUAAAAAAUAAAAAAAUAAAAAAAUGUACAAUGGAUGCAUUGAAAUUAUAUGUAAUUGUAUAAAUGGUGCAACAGUAAUAAAGUUAAACAAUUAAAAAGAA